This is a messenger RNA of Ricinus communis (castor bean), 1219 nucleotides long. Its product is annotated as tropinone reductase-like 1. The transcript has 3 exons. Gene Ontology annotation, molecular function: oxidoreductase activity. Bases 162 to 1001 code for a protein of 279 amino acids. The record is from RefSeq and is a predicted model, not a curated record. Lineage: Eukaryota; Viridiplantae; Streptophyta; Magnoliopsida; Malpighiales; Euphorbiaceae.
CAUAUGCCUCCCAAGAAUGAAAGAAGCACAGAAAUUUAGGCAGAAGCUGAAACUUCAUUGCUCAAUCAAAAGAAGGGGAAAAGCCAAGGAGAUAAGCAAGCAGUACAGAUUUCUAGCUAUCGGAAAAGGAAAGCUUUGCUUCUUCCCAACAAAGGCUGGUUAUGGAAAAGAUUAAUGUUUCUUCCUCACCCCGUCAAAGGUUAGCAGGGAAGGUGGCAAUUAUAACUGGUGGAGCAAGUGGAAUAGGAGCAAGUACAGUAAAGCUUUUCCAUGGGAAUGGUGCCAAAGUAGUGAUUGCAGAUAUCCAAGAUGAACUAGGCCAAGCUAUAGCUGAAAAUCUUGGAGAAGACGUUUUCUACAUGCAUUGUGAUGUAAGAAACGAAGAUGAAAUCAGCAAUGUUGUUGACACCACCGUUUCAAAAUAUGGAAAGCUAGAUAUCAUGUACAACAACGCAGGAGUCAUAGAUCGCUAUCUUGGAAGCAUUUUGGACAGUACAAAAUCAGAGCUAGAUCGUUUACUAAGCGUGAAUGUAGUUGGUGCUUUUCUUGGAGCAAAACAUGCAGCUAGAGUCAUGGUGAAACAAGGCAAAGGCUGCAUACUUUUCACUUCAAGUGCUUGUACAGCAAUUGGGGGCAUUUCAACUCACCCUUAUGCAGUAACUAAGUAUGGAAUCGUGGGGCUAAGCAAGAACUUAGCAGCUGAAUUAGGGCAGCAUGGAAUAAGAGUGAAUUGUGUUUCACCUUCAGGAGUGGUGACUCCUAUUGCUGGAGUAACACUAAGUGAAGCUGAAAUAGCUAGCGCAGAAGCAGCGAUAAGUGCAGUGGGUAAUCUUAAAGGGCAGGUUCUUAGGCCAGAAGAUGUGGCAAAGGCUGCAUUAUACUUGGCUAGUGAUGAAGCUAAUUAUGUGAGUGGGCUUAAUCUUGUGGUUGAUGGGGGGUAUAGCGUUGUGAAUCCUACUGUGAUGAGGAAUUUCAACCCUACCCAGCAAUCCCUACUUUAAGUACCAAGUUUCCAUUGCAAGCUUUCACAUUACUAGAAUUAGUGUGGCUAUGGGCUUUGGGGGGGCGGAAUUUUCAUUUUUAUUAAUUGGCUUCUGAAUUUGUAUGCUCACAACUUAAGGCUCCCCAAACACCUUAUUACAUGACGGCAUUAUAUUAGGAUUUGUUGAUUGACUUGAGUGAUGAUCUAUUUAAAUAUUUUCUCUUAAUUUCGAUUUUA